AUUGUCCAUUGAUGAUAAGAUGGACAAAACAAAAUUCGAAAGCAAUCAUCUUAAGACUUAAGGUGCACCAGAAUAGAGGAAUCUGUUUGAUAUGGGAAGCAUGGAAUGACAAGGUUAUUGUAUAUUCCAUUUCCAUUUGCAUCCACCCCCGCAAUCAAAAGUGGAUUGAAAUUGGGUUUCCUAUUCACACCUUUCUCCUCUUUUACAAAGUCCCACUCUUCGAUCACUCUUCCUCGUUCUUCCUUCAAAAGAUUAUCAAUCUUCUCAGCGAUGGAUGUUUCUAGAGCUGAAUCUUCUAAGGAAUUGCCACCGGACUUGGAUUCAACCAUGGUGGAAGAGUAUGCUUCUCAGUCGAAAUUGCUUUUACAGUUCACUAGCAUUCCUAGCAUUAAUAAAGCUUGGGUGUUUAAAUCAGAUACAGGGAAGAAUUCCAAGGCAAUAUUUUCUAUUAAUCAACAAAACCUCUUGGCAAAUAAAUUGAGAAAGUCUCUAAUAUCUGCUUCCAUAAGAAAAGAUGACGACAAUCCCAUCAAUAUCGAAUGGACCCCUUUCCCUAUGGAGCUGUCAGGGGUAGCAUUAAUGGUGCCUUCACCAUCAGGAUUAAAGCUGCUUAUUGUUCGAAAUCCCGAGAAUGACUCUCCCACCAAACUUGAAAUAUGGGGCCCUUCAGCCUUGGAGAAGGAGUUCCAUAUUCCCCAAUCUAUUCAUGGUUCAGUCUAUUCUGAUGGAUGGUUUGAAGGUGUGUCCUGGAACUCUGAUGAGACACUUAUUGCAUAUGUUGCUGAGGAGCCUUCUCCUCCUAAACCAGUCUUUAACCAGUUUGGUUACAAGAGUGAAGGUUCAGUUGAUAAGGAUUGUAAUAGUUGGAAAGCCCUGGGAGAUUGGGAAGAGGGAUGGGGAGAAACUUAUGUGAAUAAAAGAAGGCCAACACUCUUUGUUAUCAAUGCUAACAGCGGUAAAGUACAUGCUGUUGAAGGAAUAAAUAAGUCAUUGAGUAUUGGUCAAGUUGUAUGGGCUCCAGCAUCUAAAGUCUCACAGCAAAAAUUAGUUUUUGUUGGAUGGUCAUCGGAUUCAAGAAAACUUGGCAUGAAGUACUGUUAUAACCGGCCGUGUGCCUUGUACGUUGCUUGCAGUCCGUUCGACGAAUUAGCAGGUGAUGAUGUUGAUUAUAGAUGCAAUAAAGACUUGGAGGUGGUGAUUUUGACUCAGGGAAUUAAUAGUGCAUUCGCUCCAAUCUUUAGUCCUGAUGGCAAAUCCCUUGUCUUUUUGUCUGCCAAAGCUUCAAUUGACUCGGGAGCACAUUCAGCUACAAAUUCUCUCCAUCGGAUUGAUUGGCCUAGUGAUGGAAAUUCAAAUCCUUCCUCGGAAAUUGUUGAUGUGGUUCCUGUUGUAAUGUGUCCUGGGGAUGGUUGCUUCCCUGGGAUAUAUUGCUCCGGCUUCCUGAGGAACCCAUGGCUUUCUGACGGGCAUACUGUCGUAUUGUCCUCCAUUUGGGGAAGUACCCAAGUAAUACUUUCUGUGGAUAUACUGAGUGGCAAUGUAUCACGCUUAACACCUCAUGAUUCUACUUCUUCAUGGAAUCUUCUCUCCCUUGAUGAAGAUAAUAUCAUCGCUACUUGUAGCAGCCCAGUAGAGGUUCCAGAAAUCAAAUAUGGUUUGCUUCUCAAAGAGUCUUGUACAAGUGUUUCAUGGAGUUGGCAUGAUGUGCCUGGCCCUGUUUUUAAAAGCUCCAAGGAGGUCGAAUCCUUGUUGGCUACCCUACAAUUCAGCAUUAUGAAGGUUCCAGUCAAGGGUGGUUCUGGGAACUCCUCAGAAGGUGCUUCAAAUCCUAUUGAAGCCAUAUUUGUUUCUUCCAAAACAGAGCAGAACGAAUCCUGUAACCCGUUGAUUGUAGUCCUUCAUGGGGGGCCUCACUCUGUUUCAACAACGGGCUUCUCCAAGUCAUUGGCAUUUCUCUCUUCAAUUGGUUAUAACUUACUAAUUGUGAACUAUAGAGGUUCGUUAGGAUUUGGAGAAGAAGCAGUGCAGUCUCUUCCAGGGAAAGUUGGAUGUCAGGAUGUUGGUGAUGUGCUCACAGCUAUAGAUUACGUGAUUGAUUUAAAAUUAGUGGAUCCCUCCAAAAUAACUGUUCUGGGUGGCUCUCAUGGUGGCUUUCUAACCACCCAUCUCAUUGGCCAGGCUCCUGAAAAGUUUGCUGCUGCAGCCGCCAGGAAUCCUGUUUGUAACCUUGCUUUGAUGGUGGGAACAAGUGAUAUUCCCGAGUGGUGUUUCGUGGAGUCAUAUGGGAUUGACGGAAAAGCACACUUUACUAGCGCACCCACUAAGGAACAUUUAAGUGUCCUUUAUGACAAGUCUCCCAUUGCACAUGUGAACAAGGUCAAAACACCCACUCUAUUUCUUAUAGGUGCUAAGGAUCUCCGAGUUCCAUCCAGCAAUGGAUUGCAGUAUGUGCACGCAUUGAAGGAAAGAGGAGUUGAAGUGAAGACAAUUGUGUUUCCGGAAGAUAUUCACGGAAUUGACAAGCCGCAAUCUGACUUUGAAAGCUUCCUAAAUAUUGGUGUUUGGUUCAAGAAAUACUGUAAGUAGACAGGAAUUGAUAUUCAUACUCGGUAUUUUUAACAUCCAUUCUUGAUAAAAUUGGAGCUUCAAUGUCGAACAUCCAAUGUUACUGUGGAGUUUUCAUUCUGUGUAAUGCAAAUUCGAGCAAUGGCAUAUGUUAUUUUAACCUGUUGA
Spinacia oleracea (spinach) is the source of this 2733-nucleotide messenger RNA. RefSeq names its product acylamino-acid-releasing enzyme. The record is from RefSeq and is a predicted model, not a curated record. Gene Ontology annotation, molecular function: serine-type endopeptidase activity. Lineage: Eukaryota; Viridiplantae; Streptophyta; Magnoliopsida; Caryophyllales; Amaranthaceae. Bases 106 to 2586 code for a protein of 826 amino acids. The transcript is spliced from 18 exons. Gene Ontology annotation, biological process: proteolysis.